Molecule: messenger RNA, 336 nt
Organism: Lentinula edodes (shiitake mushroom)
Lineage: Eukaryota; Fungi; Basidiomycota; Agaricomycetes; Agaricales; Omphalotaceae
Exons: 3
Cellular component (GO): mitochondrion
Source: RefSeq, a predicted model, not a curated record
CUACGCGAUUAUAUUCCUGCCAAGGUCCUCGCCCGAGUAUCAACGGACGUUAAAGCACGUUCAGACAUAAGUAUGGAGUCCGAGAUAGCUACAAUGGUAUUUGUGAGAUCAAGGACAGACGUUGCAGUGCCUUUUGUAUAUGGCUACUGUCCCACUCGAGAAAAUGCCAUUGGGCAGCCAUUUUCGAUAAUUUCAUUUGUUGAGGGAGAAACCAUGAAUAGCUCUAUUUGGGAAGAUCUUCCUCUUGACGUAAAGCUCAGAACAAUUCGAGACUACGCCAGGAUCAUUCUGGAACUCUCCAAGCUGAAGUUUGAUCGCAUUGGGUCGCUGUAUUUU